Fulvia fulva is the source of this 3387-nucleotide messenger RNA. Its product is annotated as Morphogenesis-related protein MSB1. Lineage: Eukaryota; Fungi; Ascomycota; Dothideomycetes; Mycosphaerellales; Mycosphaerellaceae. The coding region runs from base 1 to 3387 and encodes 1128 amino acids. The record is from RefSeq and is a predicted model, not a curated record. The transcript has 3 exons.
AUGCCGCUCUUCUCUCGCUUUAAGAAUAAGGGAGCACAGCCGGCAUCCAAAGGCAAGAACUUUGGAGACACGAGCAAUGGCGGUCUCGAAACACCGCGACCACGUGGGUACCAGUCGCGAUGGGAGAGCACAGUCAUUGUGCCUGCCGAGGUUCAGGAGCUGGUGCACGUAUGCACUGCAGAGAUGAAGUCGCGAGCUGAGGCACUCGAUGCGCCAUUCUUUCUUUUGCCCUUCCGACCAGACUCCGAUCCGGCAGGCGGGCGCAUCUUUAUUCGCAAUUACUACAAAUCGAACGCCGAGCGAUCGUCACAAUACAAGGGAGAGUCGUUGAAGCAGGAACUUCGUCUGACAGACUCGGUAGUCUUGUGCAGCAUCAUGAAGUGGUGCUGGAGCAGAAUGCCGGGAGGUGUCGUCUCAUGGCCCGUGUAUGAAAGCUUUCGACUGGGUGAAAAGGAGGCGAAGCUGGCACGCAAUGCGUUUGAUACAUUCAUUCCUAUUGGAGUGGACUCCGAAGCCCGGAGAAGCAUCAUUUUCGACUUUUACGAUCUGCUAUCCGCCAUCGCUGCUCACGGCAAGAACAAUGGCCUGACUGGACGCAAAGUGUCAAGACUCGCGGGCUGGUGGGCAUUCGAACACCUCGACGAUGGCAAAGGGUUCGAGGGAGGCUACAAGUCGUGGACUGCCGCAGCAGAUGCGUCUGGUCACCUGUUCUUCGCAUACCUUCGGUCUUUGUCACCAGAGACAGAUCCGUCGCUCAACGUGAUUGAGCGGAUACCACGAUCACUACAAGCGCUGGUUGCCUCCACGGAAUAUCCACCUGAGACGCCAACUCUGCUCCAACGGUCGACUCCUCGGGUCGUCAUGUUGGUGGACACUGUGUCGCCGACACCCUUUGCGCUGCUGCGUAGAGCGAAGAACUUUGAGUACCGCGAUCGUGAUCAUGUUUUGCGGGAGUUCGCCGAAUUUGAAGAUCCGAUCGAUGCGCUGACGGAGGAGAACAAGCGUGUCUUGUACGCUGUAGCCACUGCAAACCAACAGACCGUUGCACGAUCGCGCCAAGGUCUUGCAAAGCCAGAAGAGUCGUGGUCUGCUUUCUCCAACCUGGGUUUCGCAGAUCUGGACGAGAAGGCUCUGUCUCGGAAAUCUCCCACCAGCGUCAAUGGGUCAACGAACACUGUCGGGCAAGGCCUACGAGACCAGCCACUAUCUCGCGCAGGAGACGUCGGUCGACCAACAACGCCAUCAUGGGCCGACUUCCUCUCUUCCGGAUUUGCAGAUGAUGGCUCUGCGAAGUCGCCUACGUUUCUGUAUCCGCCAGCGCAGGUCUUACCUCCACUUGGCAGCCGUUCGUCGUCGCCUGGUCUGCUACAUGAGGAAAACCUGGCUCCUGGUGAGCUUGCCGCUAUCACGAACAUUGAGCUUGAUGAUGCUUUCUGGUGGGUCUGGAUGACGAGCCUUGCUGGCGAGGAACCAAAUGAGCGCAAAGCUGUUUUCGGCAGGUGUGCGCUCGUUGAGACCACCAUUAUGGGCAAUCGCUGGCUGAUUAUGGAGGAGCAAGUUAAGGGCGCUGCUCCAGAUCCAGCAAUCGAGGCUUACAUCGCGCCAAAGAAGAGCUUCCUCUCUACGUUGACGAAACGCAGCAGAUUCGGUCGAAAAGACAAGGAGAAUAAGCAGCAGACCCAGCAGCAACCACAGAGCGUACUCUCGGCUACGCCAAGCAAGACUAGCAUCUCGACCGACCAACACGCCAAGAUCAAGGCUGCUGCGAGGGCUAUGAAUCAGAGGCAGGACACCGCUGACACCGAGAACGCUCGCCGCGGCAGGAACGAAGAUGCCAGCGGCUCGAAGACCAACAGCGUGCUCACACUGGGCCUGCAGAGCGAAGCCGGACCUGCAAUGCAAUGGGCUAAGUCAUACGACAAGAAUGCCAUCCGUCAACAAUACCUCGGUGACACAUUCGCGGGCAAGGGAAUGUCGAGAGAGGAUCUGGCUGCUAGCAAAUCCUCUUCCGUCAAUCUUGCUAGGUCGAAUACCAACGCGUCACCCGCUGCGUCGCCAGCUCCUCCAGCAGCAUCUGCAUUCGAGUCUGCACAGCGAGAUCUGCCGCCAGUUCCGGCGGAUGAAUCAUCCGCUCUGGCACCACCUUCGCCACUGGCAAACAAGUUUGCCGAACCGCAACUCAACACCGAUCAGACUUACUUGAACCAGCCAGAAGAGGUGUCUUCGCCAAUCGUACCAGGCACAGCCUCUUCUGCACCAGCAGAGCCGCUGGUGGACACACCACAGGCAGCUCCGGUGGUUCCAGAACCCCAAACUGAGCCUGAGACGAAACCCACUCCUGUCCACGAAUCCGAUGCGUUUGACAAAGAGAUCGGGCUUGAGUCGCCGUCUCCAGUAUCCACGGCCAGGGUCGGCAGGAAACCUGUUCCCCGUCAGGACGACCAUCCUGCCUUCCGUCCUCAAACGCGAGAGGAGACCAAGCCGGAGCCACAGACUCCGGCUAAUCCAGCCGCUCUUGCUGCACGCAAGGCUAUGCUGGAGAAGGCUGCUGCGGGUCCAGAUGCCAACAAACCUAAGAAGCAAGUCGCUACUGGCGGUGGCGGCGCUUUCAAAAAGAUGUUCGGCAAGAAGAAGGAUGGCUCAGGUCGAGACGCUUCGCUUGACCUUCAAAGACCUGCUAGCAAUGGUCUAACGCCACCAGCCGAGUCCGGAAUUGGACGCCGCAUAUCGCUGAUGCGCAAGAAGCACAGCAACACCACGGUCCCCCGAUCAGCCGCAGCAGCCGCAGCUCAACACGCUGCUGGUGUCGACGAGCCCUCCAUGCCAGCAUCCCGAUCAUACCGUGAUCAUUCCCCGGCUCCAGUAUCUCGUGAUAGUAUCAACGAGCAUCGAGCUGCCGAGCACGAGUUCUCACGCUUCGAUCAAGGCCCGAUCGAUGACACGCCUCCUAUGGAGCCGAGGUAUUCCGAGGAUGCCUUUCCUGCUCCCGCUUAUGAACCAGAAGCUCCGCACGAAGAGCCAAAGUUCAACACCCUCGCCGCCGCUCGCCUACAUCCACAGGCCGACGCAGGUGCCGCUGAGCCAUUGCCUUUCGAUGCACCAGUCUCCGACAAUGAGUCAGAGGCCAGCUUGAACGAUCCGCAUGACCCACAGAUCGCACAAGACCGAUGGGCCACCAUUCGUGAGAACGCCCAGAAGCGAGCAGAACGUUACAAGCAGGAGCGUGCUAGCGAAGACCAGAGUACUAGGCCAAGUCAAAGUGUUCGCUCUCAGACCGAUGAUGGCGAGACAAGUGGUGAAGAGACAAUCGAGUCUCGUGUCGCCCGGAUCAAGGCGCGCGUCGCCGAGCUCACCGGCAACAUGGAUGGAGCUGCCACGCGCCACUGA